CGUUAGUGUGUCAAUCAUGUCGGUGUCUAGUCAAGUUGCGUGCACGUUGGCUUAUGAAGGAAAGCUUGAAGAGCUGCAGAAGCAUUUAGGUGAAUUUCCUGUUGAAGCUGGAGUUAAGGACAAGGACGAACGAACUCCAUUACACUGGGCUUGCUCAAAAGGCCACAUUGCAAUCGUCAACUAUCUCCUGGAACUUAGAGUAGCCAUUGAUCCAAAAGAUGACUCAUCCUGGACUCCUGUUAUGAUCGCUUCAUCUGCUGGUUACACCAAUGUUGUUUCGCUUCUUGUUGAGAACAAUGCAGAUGCGACUGUUGCAAAUGUGACUGGACAGACUGCCCUGCAUUAUGCGGCAUCCAAGAAUCACGAAGACAUUGUAGCAAUCUUGAUGAAUUGUAAUGUCGAUGUUAAUGCUGUGGACAGUUACGGUGCAACGCCUUUACACAGAGCUGCAUCUCGGGGUCACAUGAACGUGGUGCGUGUACUGCUGGAAAACCAUGCAUCAGUUAACUUGCAAGACUGUGAAGGGAACUCACCAUUACAUCUCGCAUGCGAUGAAAACCACAGAGAAAUCGUUCAGCUGUUAGUCCAACAUGGAGCUGACGUGCAGCUACCAAACAAGAUGCAGUAUCAGCCAGUGGACAUGGUGUCGAGUACGUUCGCUUACACUCUAUUGAAAUUGGCAGGACACAGUGAAUCACCGAGUGAGAUACAGUAGUGAAAUGCAGCUCACAUAGAAACGGCUGUUGUUGUGUUACGUAUGUUGCAAGUUGAUGACGUAGAUAUAUAAUAUAUAUAAAUUAAGAGAUGCAAAUAGGUAGCGAAAAAUGUAGCAAAAAUGUAGCAAAUAUGUAGCAAAAAGGUAGUGCAUCCAUAUUCCACUAAUAGAAAAGUCAAGACAUGGCAGCAUUACCAAUACAAAUGCAUUGAAAUCUUACAAUUUAAAAUAUUAUUGCACU
Molecule: messenger RNA, 956 nt
Organism: Corticium candelabrum
Lineage: Eukaryota; Metazoa; Porifera; Homoscleromorpha; Homosclerophorida; Plakinidae
Product: 26S proteasome non-ATPase regulatory subunit 10-like
Exons: 6
Coding region: 17-715 (232 amino acids)
Biological process (GO): regulation of gene expression
Cellular component (GO): nucleus
Molecular function (GO): protein binding
Source: RefSeq, a predicted model, not a curated record